AUGAUAACUACUUACAGAGCACAAGGUUGUAAAACUUUAAGCUUAAGACUUUGGUCCACCGCUCAAGAUGGCGAUCUAAAACGGCAAAAUUAUUUUCUUACAACAGAUGUCAUACUUAAUACUAUUCUUCAACCACCUCAUAUCCAGUUAUGUUAUGACUUUACCAGAAUGAGUCACAAUUGCAGCGAAAGUAAAAGAUCACGAAAAAAACUUUUGAGCCCUAAUACGGCCACCGUACACGGCGAGUAUUUUUCGAAUUCCUAUUUUAAAACUCAACCACGACAUCCCUACAUCAAACUUGGACGGGCCGAAAAACUGGAACAGGCACGGGCAAUGGCGUGCAAACAGAAAAGUGUGUACACUUGGAUUGAUACCUUUGAAAAAUUCCUGAAAGAAAACAAAAUAUCCUCUGACAGCCAAAUCUUUACCUGUGAUGAGUCUGGCUUCAAUGAAAUUGCACCUGCAGUCAUCUUUCCGGGUGUAAAUUUUAAUCCUGAAUACGCGAUUGGGUUUCCAAAAAAUUAUUAUCUUGAUGGAUGGAUGGAAACCGCGCAGUUCUUCAGGUGGCUUAGUACAGUACAGUCUGAAUCUAUUGUUCUGUGUACCUAUUCAUGCGAGUUUCGCGUCUGCGGUAGAUAUAGAUUACUAGAAUUACUAACAAUUCUAGUAAUCUAUAUUGGGCGAACUCUUUUGAAAAUUUUAAUUGCAAUUACAUUCAGACUGUACUGUAAUCACUUUGUGAAAAGCAUUCCGCCAUUACGAUCAGCAGUGUUGCUUGUGGAUGGCCACGUAUCACAUAUUGACUACCAUACAAGUCAGUUUUGUCAGCAAAAUCAGAUCUUGUUGUUCCGCCUACCUCCGCAUACCUAUCAUGCACUGCAACCAACUGAUCGCGGAUUCUUCAGUGUGUUCAAGCACAAUUUAUCGAAGCAAGCCUUUGACCAGUCAUGUCGAAACGAUGUCGUGAAAUCUUCUUUUCGUGCAACUGGAAUAUGGCCUGUAAACAGGUUAAACGUAGAUCACGACCUUUUUAGACAUGCAAACGUCUAUUUGGAUGCAGAACUAGAUCUUGAAAUCACCCCAGGAAAAAAUGAUGCUACUUUGCCGUCUGAACCAAGUUUUGGUAGUGCAUGCGGGAUAAUCCAUCGGGGGUAA
Molecule: messenger RNA, 1155 nt
Organism: Hydractinia symbiolongicarpus
Lineage: Eukaryota; Metazoa; Cnidaria; Hydrozoa; Anthoathecata; Hydractiniidae
Exons: 10
Coding region: 1-1155 (384 amino acids)
Molecular function (GO): nucleic acid binding
Source: RefSeq, a predicted model, not a curated record